AUGCUGUUGUUAAAAGACAAAAAAUUAUAAUAAAAUAAAAUUAUGAAUUGUUUUCUUGGAGUCCAGAAAUACGGAAUUCUGAUAAGAGAGAUGAAUUUAAAUAAAGUUUCAAAAACAUAAUAAUUGAUAUACUAAAGAUUUUUGUUGUUCAAUAUAAAAAGAAUCAUAGUUUGUUUUUAAUUAGGAUUUAAUUUUUUACGAAUAAAAAAUGUUUUGAUAAAAUGUAAAUCAAACUUAUUCUUUUCGAUAGUCAAAUUAUGUUCAAAAAAUCAUAGCUAAAAACCAAAUAAAAAAGAGAAACAUUGUUAUAUAUACUAAGAAUAAAUCUAAAGUUUAAUUAAUUCUAAAGUUAUGGAUUCAUAAAAAACUAAUAUUUUAUCUUAAAUUUUUAGUAAUUCUUCUCAUUAAGUGAUAGAAGUAUUAGCUUAUAACUUAAUAAAAAUUGAAACUUUAAUUUAAGAGCCAAAGAUGAAAGAUUUUUGUUAAAAUUUAUUAUAACAAUGA
Molecule: messenger RNA, 504 nt
Organism: Paramecium sonneborni
Lineage: Eukaryota; Ciliophora; Oligohymenophorea; Peniculida; Parameciidae
Source: the annotation of a GenBank genome assembly